CACAACACAACCACCAAUAUUCCUAUAUCUUUAGGGAAGCAGUCACAAAUAAACUUUCCAUUCAUAGACAAUCCAAAGAAAAAAUGGAAGAUGAUGACAGCAAAAAACAGCGGGUAUGGUAUUUGUCCGAUGGUAAUCCAACACAGGAGGAAAGGAUUAAAGAAUAUGAUAAUUUCUGUACUACAUAUGAACAGGUAUUUGGAGAAGAGGGUUGGCAAAGUCCGUAUAUUUGUGCAGAAACAGUAGGAACAUAUAUAACUGACAACCGAGACAGAGUGGAAAUACUUGAUCUAGGAGUUGGAACUGGUCUGGUUGGAAAACGCCUGCAUGAGCUUGGAUUCCGUAUUUUUGAUGGAAUUGAUCCGUCACAGGGCAUGCUGACCUUGGCAAAACAGAAACAGAUAUAUCGCAACCUUUACUGUAAAUUCUUUACAUCAGAACCUACAAAAAUUAAAGAAGGUUCGUACGACGCCAUUUGUAUAUCUGGUGCUUUUGGAAAAGGUGACAUUCCGGAAGACUCAGUGUACGAAAUGAUAAGACUUGGAAAACCAGGUUGUAUUCUUUGUUUUGUUGGAAGAACAGUAGCAUUUGAAUUAUUAUUGCCAUUAUUAGAAACAUUGGAAAAAAAUAAACAACUGAAGAAAGAGGAAAUUACAGAAACACAGAAAUAUAGAAAAGAUACUCCAGCUCUCAUUAUUGUGUACAGAAUCAUAAAAGACUAAUUGCGCAUUUUCUUCUUUAUGUCACUCUUUCAUUCUGAUUCAAGCUGACACAGCUUUAAGGUCAAAUGACUGGUUUCCGUCAUUUAGCUUCCGUCUUCGUCUGUUAACGUUUACUUUUACAAAAACAUACUAUGUAAAAAUAAACUAAAUUUAACUGCCCAUAUUAAUUACUUGGCAAUUUGGAUUAUCUCCCUUGACAAACAAUGUGACCGAUAUGACUAAAGAUAAAAAAAAAUAAGGGUUACAUACAGGUUGUGUUAUUAUCUUGACAAAGGCUCUAGAGAAAAAAGAAAGGGAAGUAAUAGUUACGAUGUAUAUAUCCUCUUAUUGUUCAUUUACAAUUAUUCUCUUAUACGACUACUUACGUUAGAAAAUUUGCAUUGUAAUGACGUUUAAACCUAUUUCGUGUUUAUUUGUACAUAUUAUCAUUAUGAAACUGUAAUAUAUAGAGAUGAAUUGUUAUAGCAUUUAUGACCAGAAAGGAAAAUGAUCAGCAAGUUUCUUAUACAACCAUGAUAGACGAUUUUAAUAAAAGAAAUAUGCA
Molecule: messenger RNA, 1266 nt
Organism: Mytilus trossulus (common blue mussel)
Lineage: Eukaryota; Metazoa; Mollusca; Bivalvia; Mytilida; Mytilidae
Exons: 6
Coding region: 84-722 (212 amino acids)
Molecular function (GO): S-adenosylmethionine-dependent methyltransferase activity
Source: RefSeq, a predicted model, not a curated record